ACCACUCUAGCGCCUGUCUCUUUUUCUUUGUCGCAUAUUUUUGCCUCUCUCUUUAAUUCGAUUCUUUUCUCUACCAGAAUAAUUACAGACAAAUUUAAGCCAUGGCAAAACCAUGCAUAGCUCUGUUGGUCGUCAUCUCUGUAACUGUGACUAUUCCACGGACGACUCAAAGCUUCGAUGCAGAGAAUUGGGCCACGAGGCUCGAUGCCCGGAAGGAGACAGUCACCAACAUUCAGUUCUAUUUCCAUGACACAGUCAGUGGCAAAAGCCCAAGUGCCAUCAGGGUUGCUCAAGCUACUGCUACUGAGAAAUCUCCAACCCUUUUUGGUGCUUUGCUUAUGGCGGAUGACCCAUUGACUGAAACACCCGACCCGAAAUCCAAGCUUCUGGGUCGAGCUCAAGGACUUUAUGGGUCGGCUUGUCAGGAAGAGCUUGGAUUGAUUAUGGUGAUGAACUUUGGAUUCACAGAAGGUGUAUACAACGGUAGCUCAAUUAGCAUUCUCGGUAAGAACUCGGCUUUGAACCCUGUCCGUGAAAUGCCGAUCGUUGGUGGUACGGGGCUUUUCCGAUUUGCACGUGGCUUUGCUGUUGCACAAACUCAUUGGAAUGACAUUACCACCGGUGAUGCCAUUGUACGAUAUAAUGUCACUGUGGUUCAUUAAGUAAAGCUUAUACUAGUAGUUUUUCUUUUUUUUAUUUAUUUUUUAAAUGAGUUAUUAUAAAGCUUGAAGCUUAGUAGUUCACGUAGCUUUUUUUAUACACUGAUCAUACAUAUGGCCAUUUGGUUUGGCCUUACUAAAAUAAAUUAGAAUUAAUAAAUUAGGAUUGUCUCUAAUCCUUGUUUUA
Messenger RNA from Ziziphus jujuba (common jujube), 846 nucleotides. Its product is annotated as dirigent protein 23-like. The record is from RefSeq and is a predicted model, not a curated record. The transcript has a single exon. Bases 102 to 662 code for a protein of 186 amino acids. Lineage: Eukaryota; Viridiplantae; Streptophyta; Magnoliopsida; Rosales; Rhamnaceae.